Nicotiana tabacum (common tobacco) is the source of this 915-nucleotide messenger RNA. The record is from RefSeq and is a predicted model, not a curated record. NCBI's taxonomy places the organism in Eukaryota, Viridiplantae, Streptophyta, Magnoliopsida, Solanales, Solanaceae.
UACAUAGGUUUAAAACCCUAAAUAUUUUUUCUCUUAUCUCUUAUACUCACUCUAGAGAGAACAACCACAUCCCCUAUUCCCAACUCCCCUUCUCUCUCUAAAAGAUCUCAAUAGCGGCUCCCCGUCCUCUCCACAGCCAACCCCAUACCUCUCUCAACUGUCUCAUUCCCUUUUGCCGCCACCGGCCUUGACCCAGGCAGGCUUGACAGCGACUUCCAUGGCUUCCACCGCUUCUCACACCACUCCCUCCAUUGUCACCGGCGAAGCCAAACGAGCUCCCAUGUUCCCCCCUUCUUUUGGUUCUUGUAACCCUUUGCCUUUUAUUCUCAUUUUAGGCCUGCUAUUGGUGAAUCCGGACCUGGAAAUGUUUGGACGGAGAAAUGGGAUUCCGACGACGCUGGCCAUUCUCUUCCUUUGUGCCGCUGCUCAAGCUAAAACCAUGGUGGCAGCAUCCAUUAAAAGGAAUCCUCAAAUCUGGGUUUGUCCUCGUACAUGGCCGAUAUUGGUUGGAGUUAUACAAUACAAUAAUACCACAAGAAUAGGCUGCUGAAAAUAAUUUCUACGUUAUUGAGGCUACGACCCGCCAAUUGACCCUCCAGACUGGGUCCGAAAUAAAGAGGCGAUGAUGAUAACAUAGGAAAGAAAGAGACAAAAAUGCGACGAACCAAUAACAUUUGGACGGCAACAAGAUUGUCCACCUUAGUCGCAACUAAGACGGUUCUUAGUCUUAUGUCUAAACGGAAAUAAAAAAUACUAUCUGAGCCUCCUAUAAUAUUUCUUGACUAUUUUCCAAAACCUUUUUCAAAAAUAAUUUUUUAAAACAUUUUCGAACAAAACAAUCGUUUAAAAAUAUGUCACUUGAAUAGUUUAUUUUUACAUAAUUUUAUUUCACUAACGUUUGUUGUCUUAUUCUGC